AUGUUUUUAACACGUUCCGAGUAUGACCGUGGUGUAAAUACCUUUUCUCCCGAAGGUCGUCUUUUCCAAGUUGAAUACGCCAUUGAAGCCAUCAAGCUUGGCACAACUGCUAUUGGUGUUCAAACAUCUGAAGGUGUUGUCUUGGCUGUUGAGAAGCGUGUGUCUUCCACUUUAUUGGAACCUAGCUCUAUUGAAAAGAUUAUGGAAAUUGAUGAACAUUUAGGCUGUGCAGUCAGUGGUAUGACUGCCGAUGCCAGAACCAUGAUUGAACAUGCACGAGUUGCUGCUCAAAACCACAGAUUUACAUACGACGAGAAACUCAAAGUUGAAAGUGCUACUCAAAGUGUAUGCGAUUUGGCAUUGAGAUUUGGUGAGGGUGCCGAAGGUGAAGAAUCUAUCAUGAGUCGUCCAUUUGGUGUUGCAUUACUCAUUGCAGGUGUUGAUGAAAAUGGACCUCAACUUUUCCAUGCUGAUCCUUCAGGUACAUUUAUGAAGUAUCAAGCAAAGGCUAUUGGAUCAGGUUCUGAAGGUGCCCAAACUGAAUUACAAAAAGAAUAUCACAAAUCAAUGACUUUAAAGGAAGCAGAGACUCUCGCCUUGACUGUCUUGAAGUCUGUCAUGGAGGAAAAGUUGAACAAAACCAAUGUCCAAAUCGCAGCUGUUACACCAGAGCAAAACUUUAGAGUCUAUUCAGAGGAAGAAUUACAAGUUGUCAUUGAUAGAUUGUAA
This is a messenger RNA of Mucor velutinosus, 729 nucleotides long. RefSeq lists its product as uncharacterized. Gene Ontology annotation, biological process: proteasome-mediated ubiquitin-dependent protein catabolic process. Gene Ontology annotation, cellular component: proteasome core complex, alpha-subunit complex; nucleus; proteasome core complex. The transcript has 5 exons. The record is from RefSeq and is a predicted model, not a curated record. Lineage: Eukaryota; Fungi; Mucoromycota; Mucoromycetes; Mucorales; Mucoraceae. Bases 1 to 729 code for a protein of 242 amino acids.